AGGGGGCAAGUUAGCGAUCACAAGUCGCGUGCGCCCCUCGUCGCCUAGAGGGCAAUGACUGGAAGUUCAAAGCCUCCCUCCACGGUGGCCAAUGGCCGAUAUCAGAUCGAAAAAAAGCUUGGAGCAGGUUGUUUUGGAGAGGUGUGGGCAGGAAGAGACAAGCAGACGAAUGAGAAAGUUGCCGUCAAGUUUGAGGACUCAUCCGGGCAUGCGCUACAACUCGAGCAUGAACAGCUCGUAUUGAAGUUGAUGGCGCAGCCAAAGAAGCCGCAAGGUUUCGCGGAGCUGUUCUGGUGUGGCCAGGAGCAACGCUUCAUGUGCCUGGUUAUGGAGAUGCUGGGGAAGUCUCUGGAGGACCGGCUGCAGGGACUGGGGUCCCAAGGUGGACAGCCCCCGCGAUUCAAUGCACAGACAGCGGUGCUCAUUGCGGAGCAAGUGCUCAGGCGCAUAGAAUACCUUCAUUCCAAGGGAAUUGUUCACAGAGAUAUCAAACCAGAAAAUUUCAUGUUCGGCAUCAAGAGCAGGGUUCACCACUUGUACCUGAUCGAUUUCGGUCUUAGCAAGAGGUACUUUGACCAGAAACACGUUCAACUGCGAACACAGCUGAGCCUGACUGGCACCGCUAGGUAUGCAUCUAUCAAUGCUCACAAGGGCAUUGAGCAGAGCCGGAGGGAUGACUUGGAGGCUAUUGGUCACAUGCUCAUGUACUUUCUUCGAGGAUCCCUUCCAUGGUCUGGCCUUGAUGCAAAGACACAGGAAGAAAAGUACAGGAAGAUCCGCGAGAAAAAGGAGUCAACACCCCUAGAUGAGCUAUGUGCAGGUCAUCCACCUGCGUUCAAGAUCUACCUGCAAACUGCACGAUCCCUGGAGUUCAAGGAGCGACCAGACUACGUUGCUCUGAGAAAGCUCUUCGCAGAUUUUCGUGCAGAAGCGGGACCUCAAGAGGACCAUGGCUUUCAGUUUUUGGAAGGCCGUGACUUAGGAACACUGGAGCCUCUGGAGCACCUUGAUGUCCGGCAACCAGAUGAUCAGGCUCCUUCUGGUGGAUUCUCAUUUUGCUUCUGUGGAAGUAAGUCGGCGGUCCGGGACUGAUCGACUCAGAAAGCGGAAGCCGCCAAAGCGUGGACUUUCUAGGUGAAAGCCUCGUCUCAGAAUGUACUGAGAGAAGGGCACGUCUGUCGCACAAAAGUGUCGUGCAAGUGAGUCCGGACAAGAGACACGUAAGC
Messenger RNA from Durusdinium trenchii, 1226 nucleotides. NCBI's taxonomy places the organism in Eukaryota, Dinophyceae, Suessiales, Symbiodiniaceae. The record is from the annotation of a GenBank genome assembly.